Messenger RNA from Dendroctonus ponderosae (mountain pine beetle), 1172 nucleotides. RefSeq names its product RING finger protein 121. The transcript is spliced from 7 exons. Gene Ontology annotation, molecular function: ubiquitin protein ligase activity; metal ion binding. The coding region runs from base 196 to 1155 and encodes 319 amino acids. Gene Ontology annotation, cellular component: Golgi membrane; endoplasmic reticulum membrane. The record is from RefSeq and is a predicted model, not a curated record. NCBI's taxonomy places the organism in Eukaryota, Metazoa, Arthropoda, Insecta, Coleoptera, Curculionidae.
CGGCAGCCAGUGGAUUCGACUGUCAGUGGGCUUAAAGAACCGCGCGGUUGACGUGACGUGUUUUUACAUAGUGUUUAAGCUUUAAAAUUUAAAUAACAAGAAAUACUUAAAAGAUGUAUUUUUUCGCCUUGAUUUAAUUAACUUGUUCAUGUUAAUUGUUCAGUAACGCAAGCUUGGUCAUACACCAACACUAAAAUGGAACCAAACCUACACCAACCGGUGAUACUGGGAAACAGGAACUUGAGUGAACUGAGCUCAGAGGAACGCGCCAGAUAUGAUCACCAAAAACUUCAUGAAAUGCAUAAAGGGCAUGAGAAAAUGCACCUGGAAAUGAUCCUAGUCCUAAUCGUCGUCCUAAUUGUAACGCAAGUUCUUCUAAUUGAAUGGAAGAAAAGGUACUUUAGGAGCUACCUUAUAUUCACUUUACUUGCGAUGUGGUUGAUUCCAAUUGGUAUCAGUAUAAAACACCACUGGUACAGGUUCAUAUUCGCCUGGUUAGUUUUCUCUUGCAUUACCGGCCUAAUUUUCAGAAAGGCCAUCCAAAAGCCUUUAGAUCGAACCACCCCAAGGCUAGUGUACAAAUGGUUCCUUUUCCUGUAUAAAUUAAGUUACGGUUUAGGCAUUAUUGGAUAUAUGCUGAUGAUGGCCACCUUUUUCGGAAUCAAUUUGCUCUUCAACGCCAAGCCGGACGCUUAUCUAGACGCAGCAAUGGUCAUAAUUUUUUAUGGGCUUUAUUACGGUGUGUUAGCGAGAGAUAUUUCCGAAAUAUGUACAGAUAAAAUGGCUUCACACAUAGGCUACUACUCACCAGAAGGAAUUCCAACUAAACAUUUGGACCCGAACGUAUGUGCAAUUUGCGGAAAUCGGCUACUAGUUGGGGCAGAUGAAGAAGGCAUCAUUGAAAACACGUACCAAUUGAGCUGUGAGCAUGUAUUUCACGAAUUUUGUAUACGAGGUUGGUGUAUAGUUGGUAAAAAGCAAACUUGUCCGUAUUGCAAAGAAAAAGUAGAUCUCAAACGAAUGUUCUCAAAUCCCUGGGAAAAACCGCAUAUACUAUUCGGGCAGCUUUUGGAUUGGAUUAGAUAUUUAGUGGCUUGGCAGCCUGUAGUCUUGUUCAUAGUACAAGGAAUUAACUAUGUUUUAGGCCUUGAAUAAGACUGAUUCCAGGUAAA